ACAUGUUGCUUCAGCAAAUAUUACUAAAGAAUAUCACUAUCUAGCUUUUGAUGAAGUACUGAAACAAUAUAGUAUUAAGUUUAUCAAACAGAAUUUAGCUUCUGGUUUAUCAGAUCCAGUAUUUUUAAAACAAUAA
Molecule: messenger RNA, 136 nt
Organism: Dentiscutata heterogama
Lineage: Eukaryota; Fungi; Glomeromycota; Glomeromycetes; Diversisporales; Gigasporaceae
Source: the annotation of a GenBank genome assembly